UGGGCUGGGGCAUCACCACCAUUCGCCUCGAGGCCCGAGAGCAUUCGAGGAGGAGAUCCCCUGCCCCGAGUUCCUUCCCACACCCACCCGUACUUGCAGCGCGGCUUCCCCACCUCACAUGGCGAGAGAGCCGCAGGCCGCAGGUGGUGCCCGCUGGUAGCUCACCCCUUUCGCCUUUUCAGCUCGUGUUCUUGCGCGGUUUGCCCGCUUUGCUUGUUCGGCUCUCCCCGUCGAGUGAGCUGGCCCGGCCGGGCGGGGCCACGCCGCUUUUCCGAUCCCUCCCACCUGCGCCGCGCUGCCCUACUCUACUACUACUACUACCCAGCAGCUAAAGCGGAGUCAGCGAGGGGAAGAGAGAUAGAGGGAGAAGCCAUUGCUUGCUUUGCUGGGCUGGCUUCUUCACUUCGCUCACGGAGACGGAGGGCGAGCGUCCUUGCUUGUUCCUGUGAUGCGCGGCAUUCUCCGUGCACCCGUUUUAAUUCCGUCCAGCUGUCUCUCCAGUGUCAAUGUUGAUCUCUGAAACCUGCACAUGGUGGUAGCCCCUCAAAGAGGCAGAAGGCAGAAGAACCACUUUUGAUCCUUUGAGUGAUUCAUGGUUAUGGAUCGUGCGAGUUGGCUCUGGAGGCGCAAGUCGUCAGAUAAGAGCCCCGGGGGCAGCGACAGCUCUAUGUCUGUGUCGUCGCAUUCCGAGCAGUGCUCCGACGAUCAGGGUCAAUCUCCUGAAGCCUCUUCAAGAAAUAGAUAUGAUUACAGCCAACAAACUGGAGCUGCAAGAUCCUUGAAUGGCAAGCUAGCAGCAGGGGUGAAUUUAAAUGAUUCCAGUCCAGAGAAUGGUCAAUCAGUAGAACAACAUGUAUCCUCCAAUGUAAGAGAUGAAGAGGUCAAGGAGACCGUGAGGAGUUUAAAUGAGAAACUCUCUGCUGCACUUCUGACUAUCAGAGCAAAAGAGGACUUGGUGAAGCAGCAUGCUAAAGUCACAGAAGAGGCUGUUGCAGGUUGGGAACAAGCUGAAGCUGAAGUUACUGCUCUGAAGGGGCUACUGGAAGCUUCUUGUCAGAAGAAUGCUUCUCUCCAGGAUCAAGUCAGCCACCUAGAUGAGGCCCUCAAGGAAUGUGUCAGGCAACUGCGGCUGGCAAGGGAAGAACAAGAGGAUAAAAUUCGUGAAAUAGUUUCCAAGAAGUCUCAGGUGCCGCAGUCUGAAAACUCUGAGCUCCAAAACCAUAUCACAGAGCUAAAAAAGCGGCUCGAAGUGACCAGAUCAGAAGCAUCAUCAUCCAUGCUGUUACAGCAUAACCUACAAGAAAAGCUUCAGGUAAUUGAGAAAGAGAACUUGGACCUUAAGGCCAAGCUUCAAGCAACUGAGAAAGAGAAUAUGGAUCUCAAGGCCAAGCUUCUUGUACAGUCCAAGGAUCUGAAGAUACUAAUGUUGGAAAGAGACCUGAGCAACAAAGCAGCGGAGACAGCAAGUAAACAACACUUGGAAAGUGUCAAAAAGAUUGCAAGGGUUGAGGCAGAGUGCCGCAGGUUACAUCAUCUAACUCGGAAACCAACACUGAUCAACGAUUCUAGGCCUACACAAAACAAUGGUUGCAUGGAAUCACUGACUGACAGCCAGUCUGACCAUGGGGAGCAUAUGGUGGCUGUAGAUAAUGAUCUGCGAAAUUCCGACUCAUGGGCAUCAGCUUUGAUCGCGGAGCUUGAUCAGUUCAAGAAUGGCAAGGAUGGUUCAAGAAAUCUUGUGAACAAUCCUGUUGAGAUUGACAUAAUGGAUGAUUUCCUUGAGAUGGAAAGAUUAGCUGCGCUGCCUGAAUCAGACCGCACAAGCUCUAACUUUGAAACAGAUUCUGACAAGGCUGUGGCAAGAAGCUUCUCCUUGAAAGUCGAAACGGAGGAAUUGCAAAAUCAGGUCACAGAUUUGCAGCAAAAGUUUGAUGCCAUUGAAAGUGAGAAAAGGGAGCUUGAGAUGACACUUAUGGAGGUUAGAAAUCAGCUUGACAUUUCCUGCGAUGCACUAGUGGCGGCAAAGAACAGGCUGGUCGAAAUGCAAAUGCAGUUGGACUCGGAAAAUAACUCCAAACUUGCAGCUUUGGAAGAUGUGGAGCGUCUGGACUCCGAGAGGAAGGCUUUGGAGUUGCAGUUGGAGUCCAAGUCUGUAGAAGUUGAGGAGCUACUUAUGGCUGUAACUUCAAUGGAGGAAAAUGCAGGGCAGAAAGAGUUGGAGUCGCAGCUAGAACUGAUGUCAGCAGAAGCCACAGAGCUUCGCCUUACUGUGGCAUCAUUAGAAGAGAGAAUCCAAGCUGAGAGGGCUCUUUCUGUGCAGCAUAAAGAAAAGGAAGAGGCAAUGUGGAAUGCUAAAGAAGAUCUGGAAGCACAGCUAAGUUCAGCAAACACUGAAAUGGGGAAACUGCAUGACAUUGUCAAAGCACUAGAGAAUGAGGUCAAAAGGGAGAAGACGUUGCAUGAAGAACUAACAGCACAGUUACAGGUGAAGAUGGAAGCAGCUGUUUGUGCAGUUAAAGAAUCAUUGGAGGUGCAGUUAUGUUCAGCAAAUACUGAAGCAGGGAAGCUGCGAGGUGUUGUCAAAGAGCUUGAGAAUGAGGUAGAAAAAGAGAAGGCAUUGCAUGAAGAGCUUGCAGCACAAAUAGAGGUGAAAACUGAAGCAGCAAGAACCGCCAAGGCUGUUAAAGAAUCCUUGGAGGCAAAGCUGUGUUCAGCAAACGCUGAAAUACAGAAACUGCAAGAUAUCACAAAAGCACUACAAAGUGAGUUAGAAAAAGAGAAGGCACUUUAUGAGGAACUCUCAACACAGUUAGAGAUGAAGAUUGAAGCAGAGAGAACUCGUUCUGUGGAGUCUGCUAAAGAAUCAUUAGAGGAACAACUACAAUUAGUGAACUCGGAAGCUGCAAACCUGCGUGAUAUGGUGACUGCACUUGAGCACGAUGUGGAAAAGGAGAAGAUAUUUUCUGCAGAGCUCCAGAUGCAACUAGAAGCUCUAGAGGCUAUAAAGAAGGUGCUGGAGUCAGAGGCGGAGUCUGCACUUCAGGAUGCCAGAAAUCUCAACCAGAAGGUGGAGUCAUUGGAAGCAAAACUCGAGGACCAGAUGUCAUCAGCCGAAGAAUUCACUGCCAAGGCAGAGGCUUUACAGUCAGAGAAGAUGGCUAUGGAGCAUAAACUUAAAACAGCAGACAGGGAACUCAUAAAACUGACAAACAAGGUGAGCUUGCUCCAUAGGGAGAUCGAGCAGGAGAGAUUGUUAUCAGAAGAGUAUGAACAGAAAUGCCAAAAGCUGGAGGCUCAGCUGUCAAGAGAUAGCAGGGAUGCAAAGCUCUGGCGGCUCGCAAAUUCAAAUGGAGAUCUGAAGGCUAAAAAGGAGAAGGAGCUCGCCAACGCAGCUGGGAAGCUCGCAGAGUGCCAAAAGACAAUUGCUUCUCUGGAGCAUCAACUGAAAUCACUGACAGACCUCGACAGUGUGGUGCUGGAGCCUGAAAGGCUUGAAUCCAGCAGGGAUAUGCAUAUACCAUUGCCACUGGACUUCAGAAAUGGGGAUGCUGAAUUCGCGAUGUUUGCGGAUGAUUUAUACGACUUUGACCUUCCAAACAGCAACACAAGCUGCUUUUCUCCGCUCCCGUCGAUCCAGCCCUCGUCCCCGCCAUCGGAGAUGUCAGUGUUUGCAGGGGGGCUCUCGACUCUUAGCAGUUACAGGAGCAAAAGAGCAAGUAGGAGGAAACCAGCGAGCGGCACGGAGGAGUGGCGCCGGAACGCGGACACGCACAAGAUGAGCGCGGAGGAGGUGCGCGCGGCGGGCGUGGAGGCGUCCAUGCGCCCGCCCGGCCGGGGCCCCGGGGAGGUGCUGCACCAGCGCGGCCGGCUGCCGUACGGUCCCGGAACCAUGGCGCUCGUCGGAUUCGGCAUCGUAGGCGCCAUCGGCUUCUUGGUGCUGUACCAGAAGGCCAGGCCCGGCACGCCGGCCACCGAGGUGGCCAAGGUGGCCGUCGGGCACGGGGACCCCGCCGCCGGGCGUGAGCCCCCCGACGGCGCGCGUCAAGGGAAGAAUGCAGCUGCUCAUUUGCAGGGGUUGAGGAAGAGGAAGUGCAGAUUCAAUGUUCAUCUGGUGUUUCCCCCUAUCCACGCUCCGAGAGUACCCGGCUGUGGCUGUCUGUCUGCCGCCUCGUCGUCGUCGUCCAUGGGCCUCUUCAGCUCGCCGGCGAAGGUCUACAAGCCGGCCGCCGACGUCGACCUCGGCCCCGGCAGCGACGAGUUCUACAUCAGCCCCAAUGUCAAAGCUCCUCGGGUCGCCGGGCUCCUGGUGAAGAUCUUCGUGUGGAUCCUGGAGAUGCCGAUCGUCGGACAGAUUGUGCUCUACAUCCUGAAGAAAGACAACCUCAUCAACAAGCUGGUCUCUGACGCCGACAUCCCGGAGCCGCCGCUGUUCACUGCAACCCACAGCUGGGAAGACAUCCCAGAGCAGAACGUGAGGCUGAUCAAGCCCGACCUGUCGGCGGCGGAGCGGGUCCAGGAGGCCGCCGGCUGCCUCCCCGCGCGGCUGGAAGCCACGCUCGCCGCCGGCGCGGCGUCGUCGGGGCUGAAGCGGUGGACGAUCCGGGACUUCGCCGACGCGUACAGCUCAGGGGAGACGACGCCCGUGCAGGUGGCGACGAGGUUCCUGGCGGCGGUGAAGGAGAGCUCGGGGCCUGACCUGAACAUGGCCUUCUUCAUCAGCUGCGACCCCGAGGACGUGAUGAGGCAGGCGGAGGAGUCCACUCGCAGAUACCAGAGAGGUGCGGCGCUGUCAGCGCUGGACGGCGUUCUGGUUGCGGUGAAGGACGAGAUGGACUGCGUGCCGUACCCGACGACGGGCGGGACGCGGUGGCUGGCCGCGGCGCGGCGGUGCGAGGCGGACGCCGCCUGCGUGGCGCAGCUGCGGGCCUGCGGCGCCGUCCUCGCCGGCAAGGCCAACAUGCACGAGCUCGGCGCCGGAACCAGCGGCAUCAACCCGCAGCACGGGUCCGCGAGGAACCCGUACAACUCCAACAAGAUCGCCGGCGGCUCCUCCAGCGGCUCGGCCGCCGUCGUCUCCGCCGGCCUCUGCCCCGUCGCCCUCGGCGUCGACGGAGGCGGUUCCGUCCGGAUGCCGGCGGCGCUGUGCGGCAUCGUUGGCUUCAAGCCCACCGCCGGCCGCCUCUCCAACGCCGGGGUGCUUCCGCUGAACUGGACGGUGGGGAUGCCGGGGAUCUUGGCGGGGACGGUGGAGGACGCCCUCAUCGCGUACUCGGCGAUCGUCGACCAAUCCCAGCCGUCCUACUUGCGGCCUGAGCUGAAUCUGCCUCAGCUCAAGUCCACACUGUCCAUGAGCAACAUCAAACUAGCCAAGUACGCAAAGUGGUUCAACGACAGCGCCGAGGACAUAAGGAGCUGCUGCGACAAGGCUCUCAAGACGCUGCAAGCGCACUACGGCUGGCAGACCGUGGAUGUGACCAUUCCUGAGAUCGAGGAGAUGCGGCUGGCGCACUACGUCACCAUCGGCUCCGAGUGCACCACGUCGCUCGCCAAGUACCUCGACAAGCUGAAGAGGUCUGAAAUCGGCUGGGACGCAAGGGUCGCGCUGAGCGUGUACGGUUCCUUCAGCAGCAGAGCGUACCUCAACUCGCAACGGCUUCGGAACCGGCAGAUGUACUUCCACAAGGAGAUCUUCAAGACCGCCGACGUGAUAGUCUCGCCGAUGACCGGUGUGACCGCCUACACUCUGCAAGACGACGCGUUCAACACCGGGGAACUGGACUACAUAAACGGAGCCGCGCUUGUUCGGUACUCCAUCGCCGGGAACUUCCUCGGCCUGCCGGCCAUCACCGUCAUGGUUGGGCAUGACAAGGGCGGGCUCCCCAUCGGGCUCCAGUUCAUCGGCCGGCCCUGGUCCGAGGCGACGCUGCUCCACAUCGCCUUCGCCAUGCAGGAGGCGUGCGCAAAGGGCCACAAGAAGCCGGCGGUGUUCUACGAUCUCCUCAAGAAAGAGUAGUGUGAUCCCAGACGAGCGCAGAAGAGAUCACGCAUCAGCUCUGUCCGUUUUGAUAUCAGGUGACAUGCCUUGAGUUGGUAAUGGGUGGCAGAACCAUGCGUCCAAGUGAAGGAUUGGAAUAGCAAAUUUGAUCUUGUCUAGAGUACAGGGUCUUCAGUUCAGAGAAAGAAAGCAGUUCUUUCUUUCUGAGAGCACAAUGGUUCAAGUUCAGUGUAGCGGUGAAUCAAGCAGUUCCAUCUUAUUCUUAUGAAUGUCACUGUAGGCGGUGUAUGCGAAAUGAAAUCUUCCAAGAUGUUUCUGUGUACCGAGUCUAUCUCGUGCAAGAGCACGUUGAUGAUGUUUUUUCA
Molecule: messenger RNA, 6360 nt
Organism: Setaria italica (foxtail millet)
Lineage: Eukaryota; Viridiplantae; Streptophyta; Magnoliopsida; Poales; Poaceae
Exons: 28
Coding region: 593-6013 (1806 amino acids)
Source: RefSeq, a predicted model, not a curated record